GACCCACUGUCGCGCAACUGCACUUUCUGGUGGAGCCGAGGGGGCGUGCCGGUAGAUCCAAGAAGUCAGAAAAGUUUGAACUGAAGAUUAUUAGACAUACUUCCUGGACGAAAGUUGGUCUGUAAUGGUUUUGGACUAAACAUUCAUGAAUUCGACCAGCAUCUUUCUGAGCACCCCAUUGCCUGGUCCAACCAUGCCAGUUGACAUGGCCAUGCAGCUGUACAUUGCCAACUCCCCUCCCCUUCGUAGCUUCCUCAGCUCCUACGAGGACUGCCGUGCCCGGAGCCUGGUCAACGCCCGCUGCUACAAGCCCCUGCGGCCCUGUCUGAGCUCCAGACCUUGUCUGGAGGCCCCCUGCCUGGGCUGGCAGACGCCCAAAGGAAAAGCCAAGAAGCGGGUGGUGUUUGCCGACUCCAAGGGCAUGUCGCUGACGGCUGUGCACCUCUUCUCCAACUUGGAGGACAGGGACGCGACGUCGGCCCUCUCCCAGCUGCAGUUCGACCUGACGGAGCUGGAGAGCGCCACGGCAACCCUGCACGUCAGCACCUCACAGGGCCUCAUGCUGGACUUCCCUCAGCCGUCCGCUGACUACCUGGACUUCCGUAGCCGGCUGCUGAAGAACUCUGUGUGCCUGGAGAACUGCACGCUGCAGGAGCGCUUGCUCACAGGGACGGUGAAGGUCCGCAACCUGGCCUUCAAGAAGUCCGUCCAGGUGCGCGUCACCUUUGACACCUGGAGGAGCUUCCAGGACGUGGAGUGCACCUUCAUGAACAACGUAUACGGCUGCCAGGAUACGGACAUCUUCUCCUUUGCCAUCGAGCUGCCAGGCUACGUGGCGCCUAAGAACCAGAUGGAGUUCUGCAUCUGUUACAGGGCAGCAGAGCAGAACUACUGGGACAAUAACCACGGGAGCAACUACAGGCUGGUCCCGGCACCAUGGAAACCAGACAGCAAGUUGUCUCUGGCCAGUAAGAAGAAGGAAACUGUGGUGACACCCAAGAAACCAAUCCGGAAGCUGGGCUCUCAGUUUGACCAGCUGGGAUGUCGAAGCACCUGCAGCGGGCUCUUUGCGGACUGGCAGAGUUGGGGUCGCAUCGAGAACAGUACCCCCUACUGGUGACAUGAGCAGGGGGUGAUGUGGUUACAAAAUGUGAUGAGGGGACUCAUGUUGACAGCUAUGGGUCUAUCUAUAAAGACGCCUAUUUAGGCCCUUGUAGUUAUGUCAACUUCAAACACUUCAAAGUCUGUAUGAAAUGUAACAAACGGUUGUAAACAGACUUUGCUGAAUAUACCGAUUAGGGUCUUUUUUUAGUGUACCAGUCAACAAAUCUUUUUGAACCUGUUGCCUUGGCUUUUCAGCUGAACCUAUUUGCUGGUCUUAUAUAUUUUUGCACAUACUGAACUUGAGCCCUGUCUCAAAACAAGUUCAAGUGAGGAGAGUGAAGAAUGGAUUGCUGUUGCAUGCACACAGAGGAAGCCCUUCAUAUUGAAGGGGUUUUCCUUAAAUAUUGCCUUUUUUUGUGAAG
Messenger RNA from Clupea harengus (Atlantic herring), 1526 nucleotides. RefSeq names its product protein phosphatase 1, regulatory subunit 3Ca (gene ppp1r3ca). NCBI's taxonomy places the organism in Eukaryota, Metazoa, Chordata, Actinopteri, Clupeiformes, Clupeidae. The record is from RefSeq and is a predicted model, not a curated record. Gene Ontology annotation, molecular function: protein phosphatase 1 binding; glycogen binding. Gene Ontology annotation, biological process: regulation of glycogen biosynthetic process. Gene Ontology annotation, cellular component: protein phosphatase type 1 complex.